UUCAUUUAGUUCUUUCUACUUCCUAGGUCUGAAUAAUAAUAAGAAGAAAGAUGGCGUCAGGCUGCCUGAAAGUCACAAAAUAUUUUCUUUUCCUCUUCAACCUUCUUUUCUUUAUCCUGGGUGCUGUCAUCCUAGGUUUUGGAAUAUGGAUUUUGGUGGACACAACAAGCUUCAUUUCAGUUCUACAGACCUCAUCAUCAACUUCAAAAGUUGGAGCAUACAUUCUUACUGCAGUAGGAGCUCUCACCAUGUUAAUGGGGUUCCUGGGCUGUGUUGGAGCGGUCAAUGAGAUUCGCUGCCUCUUGGGACUGUAUUUUACUUGCCUAUUGCUGAUUCUCAUAGCCCAAAUAGCUGCCGGCCUGCUGAUCUAUUUCCAGAGGAAUGCACUUGAAGCGGAAAUGUCUGGGAUCGUUAGUGAACUUGUCCAGAAUUACAAUCCUUCUGACGACAAUAAUAAGACCCUUGAAAAUGCUUGGGACUAUGUCCAGUUACAACUACAAUGCUGUGGUUGGACUGGGCCAGAAACUUGGAAAAACAACACAGCUCUUCAGGGAAAAAACCAGACAUUCUAUCCUUGCUCUUGCUCCAAUGACUCCUCUAACUCGCAGUCGGAAGUGGGUUUCUGCCUCCUGGAUAUUAUUUCCAACUCUACAACAACGGAUGACUGGCCAGUUAAAAAGCAGGGAUGUAUGAAAGGUGUGCAGAAUUGGUUACAAGACAACCUUGGCAUCAUCCUUGGGGUAUGCACGGGGGUUGCAGUCAUUGAGUUGCUGGGAAUGGUGCUGUCUAUCUGCCUCUGCAAGAACAUUCACACUGAAGAUUACACCAAAGUGCCCAAGUACUGAGAGACUGCUGGUCUUGAGAGCUGCCCCAGAACACAUGGAAUGCCCCUUUCUUAAACCCAGGCUAUCUUCAUCCCUCUGGUGACAACUCUGCAGUGUUGCUGCAGUUCAAUUAGGUUGCGUGGUAUUGAUGAAUUAUCUGAGGGACUUGGGCAGCCUCCUUUUAUCUCUUGACUGUUCUUUUAUGAAACAGGCCAUUUAAAUCUUCUCCUUGUGAGAUACCCUGCACCUUUAUUGCCAGCACCUCUCCCUCCCUUCCUUUUAUCCACAUUUGUUGAUUGUGACUAAGCUUAGAGUAUCCCCAUAUUCCCAUUGUUGCAGCUGUUUGCUAUAUGUACAUAAUCCUUAUACUGUUCAUUGAGGAAGAUCUGGAGGGAGGGGGCUUUAGCUUUUGUGGUUUAUUUUUUUUAAUCACAUGCUUUUAGAAAUACACGCUGUAGAGCGGAACGUCUCUCCUCUAAAUAAUCGGAUGCCUGUAUCUUUUUUAAGCUUCAGUUCCUCUGAUCUAUUCAAUUGAUACCAGCCAGAUCAAGAAUUGGACUGUAAGCUUAAAAUACCACCGUUUACCUUUUGGACAGGGAUGUAUGAUACGGAAAAUGUGAUAUCAUUUUUCUCCUUUCUACCAUACUCCUCCCUUUGGGAAUCCAUUACAUUGGAGACAUUUUAGUGAUCGCUUCUCCAAGGAUGAGUCUGUCCUGGCUCUCUGACAUCGACUCCUGGUUUGCCAACUUUAUUUGAAGUGGUGAUGGAGACUCUAUACAUAUUUCCAGUCACAUUAGUAUGAAUCUUCUGUAAUUCUGUCUUCUCUUUGUUAAAUGGUAAACAGAAUUGAUUAUUGUUCAUGCCAAUGGUGGCAGGGAACACUUUUUCUGGCCUUUAGUUUAUAUGUACCAAGGAAAGUACAUAGCUCUUCUUGCCUCCUUGGUUGGGGAUCAUGUGACCUUGGAGUCACUGUAGUUGCCACCAGAACCCAUGUUGCAGGAGUCACUGUGAAGAACUUACUGUUGAUAUUUGUACUGGGAGAUGCUUCUCUAUUCAAAAGCCAUGUGAACAUCUAUAUUCUAAGGCAGAGGCCUCCAAACUUGGCAACUUUAAGACUUAUGGACUUCAACUGCCAGAAUUCUGGGAGUUGAAGUCCACAAGUCUUAAAGUUGCCAAGUUUGGGACCCUGUUCUAAGGUGAUGCAAGGAAACAGCCCAGUUUCACAAGGGAAAUCUCUCCUUCCAUAUUAAGGAAAGGCUGCUAGUACAUAAAACUGUGAAAAUGAAAGUCAAGAUUGUGGUCACAGUAUGAUUAGCAUUCUCUCCUGAUACCAUGGCUCUGGUUUUGCAUGGAGAGCUUCCAUUUGAGGUGUGCCAAAAAAGGCAACCAGGAAAACUUAACAUGUCCAGAACUACAAGUCCCUUACAUUAACAAUUAUUAAUGUAUAGAUGAAAGCAUGAAUGCUACGUUCCAUCAUCUCACAGCACAGAAGAUACUUUUUGCAAAUAGGAAACUUUAUCUUUGUCUACUGAGGGAGAAUGAAAUGGGUUUGACAUAAUUUAGAGACCAAAUCUAGUUAAGAGUACCUGCAUUCCCAUGCUUUCCUACCUUUCAAAUAUUAUAAUUUCUUAUAUAACUAUAACAAGGAGUGAUUUUGCUAGAUUUUGCGCAGUAAGACUGUUGGAUGAUUCAAGAGUCCCAUCAUUUGAAUCAUUUCACAUUAACAGUGUAGCAAACAUUGGUCAUUUUAUUUGAAAUAAUGGUCCAGGUUGACCCUUGUCCUACUGCCAUCAUCCAUCAGUCACUGUUUCAUUUUUGAAUGAAAGGCUGUAUAGGCAUCACUUCAUGCUUCAUUUGAUAAACUUCACUGAUAAAGUGUUUUUGUGAUGGUUCUUGUUCUCUUGGAUUCAGCUCUGAACAGAAGAAUGCUGGAGUCAUUUUGGAUUUUUUUUUUUUUUUUAGAAACCACUUCCAAAUGAAACAAAUGCAUGUACAGAUUUAACAAAUAACGGGUGGGUAUUUCAGUAAUAAAACAUUUGC
Notechis scutatus (mainland tiger snake) is the source of this 2864-nucleotide messenger RNA. It is a transcript of the gene CD82, whose product is annotated as CD82 molecule. Gene Ontology annotation, cellular component: plasma membrane. NCBI's taxonomy places the organism in Eukaryota, Metazoa, Chordata, Lepidosauria, Squamata, Elapidae. The record is from RefSeq and is a predicted model, not a curated record.